Messenger RNA from Darwinula stevensoni, 1202 nucleotides. NCBI's taxonomy places the organism in Eukaryota, Metazoa, Arthropoda, Ostracoda, Podocopida, Darwinulidae. The record is from the annotation of a GenBank genome assembly.
AUGGCAGUUCGAGGAUGCAGACCGGGGACGACAGUGCAGAUGACGGAAGCAGAAAUUCAAGGACUCUGCCUCGAGGCACGGGAUAUCUUCUUGAGCCAGCCCAUAUUGCUAGAAUUGGAAGCCCCUCUUAUAAUAUGCGGUGACAUUCAUGGCCAAUACACGGACUUGCUUCGGCUUUUUGAAAUUGGAGGUUUCCCUCGCAAGGCGAACUAUAUUUUCCUGGGUAAUUAUGUGGAUCACGGGAAGCAGUCAUUGGAGACCAUCUGUCUGCUCUUGGCAUAUAAGAUCAAGUAUCCGAAGAAUUUCUUUCUCCUCAGGGGGAACCAUGAAUGUGCCAGCAUGAACAGAAUUCAUGGCUUUUACGAUGAGUGCAAAAGGAGGUACAACAUUAAAAUCUGGAAGAUGUUUACGGACUGUUUCAACUGCCUCCCCGUUGCGGCCAUCGUAGAUGAAAAAAUCUUCUGCUGCCACGGAGGGCUCAGCCCUGAUCUCCAGUCCAUGGAGCAAAUCCGUCGUAUCAUGAGGCCCAUUGAAGUUCCUGAUACAGGCCUUUUGUGCGAUCUCCUCUGGUCGAACCCUGACAAAGAUGUCCAAGGGUGGGGAGAGAAUACUAGUAUAGAAGAUGGUGAUGAAAGUGUGUCCUUCACAUUUGGCCCUGAUGUUGUGACAAAGUUCCUCAACAGACACGAUCUAGAUCUCAUCUGCCGAUCCCAUCAGAUCUGGAAGCCAUCAGAAAGAAACGCUGAGGAUGAAACAACCACCUUGAAGCCAUGCGAGAAGAAAGUCGUGGGAGAAAUGUCCUCCUUGAAGCUAUCAGAGAAGAAAACCGGAGGAGAAGGAUCCCCAUGAAAGUUUACUUAGAGGAUUUAUCCAGUUUUAAGCCAUCAGGAAAAAAAUACUGCGCCACCAAUUGACAAUGCCGGCAUGACCAGCGAUUUCACAUUUUCUGUCUGCCCCAAGUAAGAGAAGUCAAUGAUAUACGUGUCGUUCAUGGUGUUGGAGAGACUUCCCAUCAUCGGUUUCUCACCUCGUUCAUCGAGCAAUCCUCGAACAAAAUUCCGUUGCACAUUCCAUAUGGUGAGUGAGUGAACGAAAUAAUGUUAAGGUAUUUUGCCGUUCUUUUUGCCUGGCGACGCGAAUGAGUUCUUCAUAUCAUGUCUCUCGAGUUUGCAUAUAAAUUUCUUCGUCGUUGUUAUGGAAAA